Molecule: messenger RNA, 782 nt
Organism: Pelagomonas calceolata
Lineage: Eukaryota; Pelagophyceae; Pelagomonadales; Pelagomonadaceae
Source: the annotation of a GenBank genome assembly
AUGCAUCGUCACCGUGCAGCAACAAUAUGGCUGCUUAUCGCCGCCGCGCGCGCCCUGCAACCGGACGCCAACAUGGCAGGCACAUACAACCUCCUCGCACAGCGCUGCAUUGCGCUGCGCGACAGUAAAAAACGUCAGGUGUGGAUUGGCAUCACCGGCGGACCCGGUGCUGGGAAGAGCACGGUCGCCGAGGCCGUCGCCGCGAAGUGCAGGGACCUCGGCGUCCGCGCUACGGCCUUACCCAUGGACGGUUUUCACUUCUCGAAGGCAAAACUGCGCGACCUCGACCCCCCAGACGCCUCCACGCUGCUCCCGCUCCGGGGCGCGCCGCAGACCUUCGACGCCGAGGCCUUUUGCGCGGCCGUGGCGGACGCGCGGAGGACCGGAAGGUGCGACGCGUGGCCGACGUAUAGUCGCGAGCUGAGCGACCCCGUGGAGGGCGGGGUCGUGCUCUCUGGUGAAGAUGCAAUAGUGCUGUGCGAAGGCAACUACCUCCUCCUCGGAAAGCUCGACGGCGCCGAGGCCGAGCGCUGGCGGCCGCUCGACUUCGACGAGUCCUGGUUCGUGCGGCCACAGGGCGGAGUGGAGGAGCAGCGAAACAGAGUAGUAGAAAGGCACCUCGAGACGUGGACCGACGAAAAGACUGCAGCGUGGGGCGCCGCGACCGCGCGCGAGGGCGCCGAGCGCCGAGCCGAUUCCAACGACGUGCCGAACGCGUAUUUAGUGGAUCGGUGUCGCGGCUUCGCAGAUCUGGAGGUGGAGAGCUUGUGAUGUUAACAUAU